This is a messenger RNA of Boleophthalmus pectinirostris (great blue-spotted mudskipper), 841 nucleotides long. It is a transcript of the gene ube2m, whose product is annotated as ubiquitin conjugating enzyme E2 M. The record is from RefSeq and is a predicted model, not a curated record. NCBI's taxonomy places the organism in Eukaryota, Metazoa, Chordata, Actinopteri, Gobiiformes, Gobiidae. Bases 256 to 813 code for a protein of 185 amino acids. The transcript has 6 exons.
GCACCUCGGCUGCGGCUAACAGCUAACAGGCUAACUCCAGAGCUCAGUGCUUCAGCGGGCUCCGUGUGAAAGAAGCCCCGGCUCCAGAGCUGCAGCCCCCGGUACACUCCUCCCGACCGACCGACCCACCGACCCCCGCCUCCGGACCAGCGCCUCUCCCCCCGGGCACACACACGGGCACACACGGGCACACACACGGGCACACACGGGCACACAGCGGCAGGAGCCCGGUCGGUUCCUCCAGAAGAGCCGAAGAUGAUUAAGCUGUUCUCCCUGAAGCAGCAGAAAAAGGACGAGGAAUCCGCCGGAGCGAACAGGACCGGGGCCGGGGGAAAGAAAGCCAGCGCGGCCCAGCUGCGGAUCCAGAAAGACAUAAAUGAGCUGAAUUUGCCGAAGACGUGUGAGAUCAACUUCCCAGACGACGAUGAUCUGCUCAACUUCAGACUCAUCAUCUGUCCAGACGAGGGUUUUUACAAAGGAGGAAAGUUCGUGUUCAGUUUUAAGGUAGGGCAGGGUUACCCCCACGACCCCCCCAAAGUGAAGUGUGAGACGAUGGUUUAUCACCCGAACAUCGACCUGGAGGGAAACGUGUGCCUCAACAUCCUACGAGAGGACUGGAAACCUGUGCUCACGAUAAACUCCAUCAUCUACGGCCUUCAGUACCUCUUCCUCGAGCCAAACCCGGAGGAUCCUCUGAACAAAGAGGCGGCGGAGGUUUUACAGACGAACCGUCGUCUGUUUGAGCAGAACGUCCAUCGCUCCAUGAGAGGCGGCUACAUCGGCGCCACCUACUUCGAACGCUGCCUCAAAUAACACGGCCCCCCCCCCCCCCCCCCCCCCC